ACCAUUCCUAUAUUGUGCCUAAAGUGUUUUUGAAAUUUUAAAAUGGAGAAGUUUAAAGAAGUAGAAAAAAUGGAGAAACUUAAAGAAAUAGAAAAAAUGGAAAGUGGCGAAUAUGCUCAACCCUUGCUAGGUUCACCAACAGCAUUUGAUGAUGAUCUCAAGUCUGAUAGUUGUAUGGAAUUUGUGGAUAUAUUCCUGAGCAACACUUUGAUUUGCAUUCCAGUAGUUCUAUAUUGGAGCAGCGCCUGGGACCUUUUUGAGCUUUACGAAAGAUAUUUCCCAGUAUAUCCAACUUUCUGUAUGGGAAUUUUCAUCCAUCUGGUUUUCGCGUUGUGUCAAAAAUUGUUUCAUGAACUUCUCGUAGAAACCACAUCAAAAAAUGUGUUUACCCAAUGUUUUAAUUGGGUGUGCCACAAAAUAUACUUCCAGGUGUUUUUCUUUGGAAACGUCAUGCAUUGGGGAGGAGGUUUUAUAAUUUUUGAUAAAAUAUGUAGAGUAAAUGAUAAAAACUUUAGCGUACUAUUCGUUAUACUUUUUUCGUCAAUCAUGUUUGCUAUUCUGUCGGCCACUAGAGCCGUUAAGAAUGUAUUAGCUUCACCUAUGGCUGUAACAGUGGAUGAAAAAUCUGAAAAUUUCGUUUUUAACGCCCAAUAUUUUAAGGUUAUUUAUUUAGCAGUUGUAGCAGGUGAACAACACAAACACCCGACUAAUUCCAUAACUUCCAAGGCUCAGACGAUUUAUAUAGAUCCCGUAAAAAGACCAGGACGUCCUUUUGAAGUCAAGGUGCUAGGACUACCACCUCAAGAGUUUACUCCUACCACUUCUACGAUUACUCCAACUACCAAGAAAAGCACGACACGUAUUCCUCAAGUUAAUUACUACAAACAACAUCAGUACCCGAAGAACAUACAAGAGGUUUUAGAAUAUAUAACCAACAGGCCCAAUGACAUUGUUCAUAGCAACGACAAUAUUGUAGAAACUUUCCAGGUACCUGUGGAAAAAGUACAAGAGACUUCUGGAGAUUUUAGACCGACUAUAUCCAACAGCCAACUGUAUUCCUUUAAACCUACUGAUAUCAGCGAAGUUAAUUUAUUAGCUACGGGAAAUGUGAGGUUUUCUCCACCUGUGUGGAAAAAUUUCCAAAAACAACCAAUUCCUAUACACAGCUUUAUUAAUUUGUCCAACAGUGAAAAUGCAACCAGAGUUCCAAGACAAUACAAGAAUCCCCUUCCAUUGUAUCCACCGCUUGGUAAUGAUCAAAAUGCUGAUGUUGAAAUGAAAUUGCCUAGACCAUAUUUUCCAGUUGCUCCUAAUUUUCCUUUUCCACCAAACUAUCCUAAGCCGCAUCAACCAGAAAAUGGAGACGUGGUAGCUACUGUAAGAAAGCCUCUACUGGUAAAUAUAAAUAUUGUUCCAAUGGAUGCUACGAAAAGAAGAUAUCCAGGAGAUAUACAAGGUCCUUAUGAAGAUCGAAAGCAGGAUGCAAUGAAUUUACAGUUAAAAGUUUAUCCAGACAUGUCAUUUUUCAACGAAUUUCAAAAAAGUGUAGACUCGAAAAAAACGCACACAAGAUACCAAAAAUAAUAUUUAAUUAUUAUAUUUAUUUAUAUCCAAUAAAUAUUUUUCAU
Molecule: messenger RNA, 1628 nt
Organism: Diabrotica virgifera virgifera (western corn rootworm)
Lineage: Eukaryota; Metazoa; Arthropoda; Insecta; Coleoptera; Chrysomelidae
Exons: 3
Coding region: 43-1584 (513 amino acids)
Source: RefSeq, a predicted model, not a curated record